Durusdinium trenchii is the source of this 924-nucleotide messenger RNA. Lineage: Eukaryota; Dinophyceae; Suessiales; Symbiodiniaceae. The record is from the annotation of a GenBank genome assembly.
AUGCCGCUACAUGUGCUACCCAACCAGACCAAUUUGGUGGUAUGCGGCCUGUCCGGGAAGCGCUACUCGGGCGUGGCGGAGUUGCAUGAUUUUCUCAAGCCUUUGCUCCCAGAUGGGGUUGUACUUAUUCCACGGGAUGGCCUUUGCUCUGCUGAAGCAUUGAAUCGCUAUGUGAGGUGGGCGUGUGCUUGCUUCUUCAUCCGGGUUGAAGCUCCAGAUUCGGUUCGAGAGGCCAAGGGCUGGAAAGAGAAGUUUGGACCCGAUGAUUUGGUGAGGGACGAGCACUGGACAGAGCUUGCACUUGAUGACUGGGAUGGUUGGGAUGCAGUAGUCCACCACAAUGGGGACAGCUUUGCGCUGCAAGCAGAAGCUCAGCGCUUGGCAAUUCGUGUAUCUGACUUGCGAAGGAGCCCAGAACUUUCUCAGCAUCGAGCAGUGCCAGAAGCAGCUGUGAAGCAGACUGAGUUUACAACGCCGAUGCCAGAGUGUAUGAAAUUUGGUGGGGCGGAGGCAUACGUACCCUCGACCGUGGCACAGCCAUCCCCUCAACAAGCCGCUGCUUUUGCGAGAGAGGCUACAGAGGAUCUCUUGGAGUCCCCAGGCGCCAAAGAGCCCCUGGAGAUUUUGUCACCGCCACCGCCCAGCCGACCUGCAGCAUUGGCCUGUACAGAUGUGCCAGCUGCACAAGCCCAAGAGGUGGGAGAAUGCGAAUCAGCUGCACCGGUCGUGGCCGAGCUCCCGGGCGACGGCGAGCUCGAGAUGUCUGUGAAGUGGCCAACUUCAUCAGAGUGGUGGCAGGGAUAUGGAUAUGGAAGUUGGUGGAACCAUGGCUGGAGUGACUGGAGAUCUCAGGACCACUGGGAAUACACCUGGGGUCAGGCUGGAACAACCUGGAGCCCUUGGCGCUAUGAGCGCAGCGAUUGA